This is a messenger RNA of Colletotrichum orchidophilum, 1266 nucleotides long. Its product is annotated as glycosyl hydrolase family 7. The record is from RefSeq and is a predicted model, not a curated record. The coding region runs from base 1 to 1266 and encodes 421 amino acids. Gene Ontology annotation, biological process: carbohydrate metabolic process. The transcript is spliced from 2 exons. Gene Ontology annotation, molecular function: hydrolase activity, hydrolyzing O-glycosyl compounds. Lineage: Eukaryota; Fungi; Ascomycota; Sordariomycetes; Glomerellales; Glomerellaceae.
AUGGCACUUUCCAUUCUUUCCGCUGCUCUUCUUCUCGCCAGUAUCGUCUCCGGCAAGACGUAUGGCAAUUCUACUGAUAACCACCCCAAGAUCGAAACCUACCGAUGCACCGUCAAGGACGGUUGCCACAAGAAGACCAACUACCUUGUUCUCGAUGCGGGUAAACAUGGGAUCAAGACAUCCAGUGGCGUGAGCUGCACCACUGGCAACAACCCGCCCAACUCCACUGCAUGUACCACUCCCGAGGAAUGUGCGACCAACUGCCACAUCAGUAGUAUCGCCGACUACAGCAGCUUUGGCGUCCAUACUCAAGGCACGGACAUUCGUCUGACCAUGUUCAAUGCCACCGGUGCCGAAGUCUCUCCCCGCAUUUACCUGUUGGAGAAGAACAAGCAGCGUUACGAGAUGCUCAAGCUCACGGGAUCCGAGUUCACCUUCGACGUCGACAUGGUUAACUUGCCCUGCGGCAUGAACAGUGCGUUGUACCUGUCCGAGAUGCUUCCGGACGGUGGCAAGAACGCAAGCAUUUACAACAAGGACGGUGCCGCGAAGGGCACUGGCUACUGUGAUGCCCAGUGCUACAAGACUUCCUUCAUCAAUGGAGUUGGCAACUUUGACCAGAAGGGCGCUUGCUGCAGUGAGAUGGACAUCUGGGAAGCCAACUCCCGCACCAACCAACUCGCUCCUCACCCGUGCAGCCAGCCCGGCCUCUACAAGUGCACUGGCGACGAGUGCGGGCAGGCUGGUGUCUGCGACAAGAAUGGCUGUGCGUGGAACCCCUACAAAGUGAACGCGACCGACUACUACGGCCGAGGCAAAGACUUCAAGGUCGACACCACCCGCAAGUUCAGCGUCGUCACGCAGUUCCCUGCCCAGAACGGCAAGGUCAAGGAGAUCCGUCGCUUGUACAUCCAGGACGGCAAGGUCAUCCAGAACAACGUCGUCAACAUUGAGGGGCCCCCAAAGAUCAACUACAUCGACGACGAGUUCUGCCAAGCCACGGGCGCAUCCGACUUCAUGCGUUUGGGUGGCGUGGAAGGCAUGGGCGGCGCCUUGUCUCGUGGUAUGGUUCUGGCCAUGAGCUUGUGGUGGGACAAGUCGGGCUUCAUGGAGUGGCUUGACCAGGGCAACAGUGGGCCUUGCAAUGCCACGGAGGGUAACCCGAGUGUCAUCACAACGAUCGUGGCCAACCCCGAGGUCACCUUUAGCAAUAUCCGCUUUGGAGAGUUGAACUCUACGUUGAAUUUGAAAGGUCUAGGCUGUUAA